AUGUGCCCCGUUCUCCCCUACACCCGCCUACGUGCCCCGUUCUCCCCCUACACCCGGCUACGUGCCCCGUUCUCCCCCUACACCCGUCUACGUGCCCCGUUCUCCCCCUACACCCGCCUACGUGCCCCGUUCUCCCCCUACACCCGGCUACGUGCCCCGUUCUCCCCCUACACCCGGCUACGUGCCCCGUUCUCCCCCUACACCCGCCUACGUGCCCCGUUCUCCCCCUACACCCGCCUACGUGCCCCGUUCUCCCCCUACACCCGGCUACGUGCCCCGUUCUCCCCCUACACCCGGCUACGUGCCCCGUUCUCCCCCUACACCCGGCUACGUGCCCCGUUCUCCCCCUACACCCGGCUACGUGCCCCGUUCUCCCCCUACACCCGUCUACGUGCCCCGUUCUCCCCCUACACCCGCCUACGUGCCCCGUUCUCCCCCUACACCCGGCUACGUGCCCCGUUCUCCCCCUACACCCGGCUACGUGCCCCGUUCUCCCCCUACACCCGGCUACGUGCCCCGUUCUCCCCCUACACCCGCCUACGUGCCCCGUUCUCCCCCUACACCCGGCUACGUGCCCCGUUCUCCCCCUACACCCGGCUACGUGCCCCGUUCCCCCCCUACACCCGGCUACGUGCCCCGUUCUCCCCCUACACCCGUCUACGUGCCCCGUUCUCCCCCUACACCCGGCUACGUGCCCCGUUCCCCCCCUACACCCGGCUACGUGCCCCGUUCUCCCCCUACACCCGGCUACGUGCCCCGUUCCCCCCCUACACCCGUCUACGUGCCCCGUUCUCCCCCUACACCCGUCUACGUGCCCCGUUCUCCCCUACACCCGCCUACGUGCCCCGUUCUCCCCCUACACCCGGCUACGUGCCCCGUUCUCCCCCUACACCCGUCUACGUGCCCCGUUCUCCCCCUACACCCGCCUACGUGCCCCGUUCUCCCCCUACACCCGGCUACGUGCCCCGUUCUCCCCCUACACCCGGCUACGUGCCCCGUUCUCCCCCUACACCCGCCUACGUGCCCCGUUCUCCCCCUACACCCGCCUACGUGCCCCGUUCUCCCCCUACACCCGGCUACGUGCCCCGUUCUCCCCCUACACCCGGCUACGUGCCCCGUUCUCCCCCUACACCCGGCUACGUGCCCCGUUCUCCCCCUACACCCGUCUACGUGCCCCGUUCUCCCCCUACACCCGCCUACGUGCCCCGUUCUCCCCCUACACCCGCCUACGUGCCCCGUUCUCCCCCUACACCCGGCUACGUGCCCCGUUCUCCCCCUACACCCGGCUACGUGCCCCGUUCUCCCCCUACACCCGCCUACGUGCCCCGUUCUCCCCCUACACCCGGCUACGUGCCCCGUUCCCCCCCUACACCCGGCUACGUGCCCCGUUCCCCCCCUACACCCGGCUACGUGCCCCGUCCUCCCCCUACACCCGCCUACGUGCCCCGUUCCCCCCCUACACCCGGCUACGUGCCCCGUUCCCCCCCUACACCCGGCUACGUGCCCCGUUCUCCCCCUACACCCGGCUACGUGCCCCGUUCUCCCCCUACACCCGGCUACGUGCCCCGUUCUCCCCCUACACCCGGCUACGUGCCCCGUUCUCCCCCUACACCCGGCUACGUGCCCCGUUCUCCCCCUACACCCGGCUACGUGCCCCGUUCUCCCCCUACACCCGGCUACGUGCCCCGUUCUCCCCCUACACCCGCCUAUGUGCCCCGUUCUCCCCCUACACCCGCCUAUGUGCCCCGUUCCUCCUCUCCUCAGUGCUCGUCUCCGUGUCCCCCGCUCAUGGCCUUCCUCUGGAUUUCCGGGCCUCCGCUCUCCGUCUGA
Messenger RNA from Bufo bufo (common toad), 1830 nucleotides. RefSeq names its product extensin-2-like. The record is from RefSeq and is a predicted model, not a curated record. The transcript is spliced from 2 exons. Lineage: Eukaryota; Metazoa; Chordata; Amphibia; Anura; Bufonidae. The coding region runs from base 1 to 1830 and encodes 609 amino acids.